This is a messenger RNA of Musa acuminata AAA Group (dessert banana), 584 nucleotides long. RefSeq lists its product as uncharacterized. NCBI's taxonomy places the organism in Eukaryota, Viridiplantae, Streptophyta, Magnoliopsida, Zingiberales, Musaceae. The coding region runs from base 189 to 464 and encodes 91 amino acids. The transcript has a single exon. The record is from RefSeq and is a predicted model, not a curated record.
AAACCAGCAGCAGCGCACCCCGGUUCUCUUUCUCUUCCAUACCCUCUCCUCCCAUCCUCCGCGAUUACCGUAGCCUUAUAUACUGGACACCCUUCCCUCUCCUUCUUCGGCAUCAGAUUGAGACACUCACGAUCUACUUCCACCGAGAUCUUCUUUGCCACUCAUCAGUUCUUUCAUAGGCUAAAGAUAUGGCUUCUGCAAGCAGGGCUUGUUUGGUUGUCGCGGCUAGCAUGAGCGCAGUGGAAGCGCUCAAGGACCAAGCGGGGCUAUGCCGGUGGAACUACGUCCUCAGAUCUCUGCAGCAGCGGACGAAGAACAACACCGUAGGCUCCUUGUCUCAGGCCAAGAGGACAUCUUCCUCCAUCGACACGAGGAGAGAGUGGCAGGCGGCGGAUGCGAAGGCCAAGCAAGCAGAGGAGGCACUGAGGACGGUAGUGUACUUGAGCUGUUGGGGUCCCAAUUAGAGAGAGGUCUCUUUGUGUUUGGUUCAAAGAUGAACCAAAUCCUUCUUCUCUGUUCAGCCUACGUCUCCUAUGUAAAAACAAUCCGAUUUUUUCAGUAAUAUAUACUGAAUUGUUCGAACA